Brassicogethes aeneus is the source of this 1156-nucleotide messenger RNA. NCBI's taxonomy places the organism in Eukaryota, Metazoa, Arthropoda, Insecta, Coleoptera, Nitidulidae. The record is from the annotation of a GenBank genome assembly.
CCAAGUUGGGGGCGGUGUGUGGCGGUAAAGCCUCUGGCUAUGUGAUUUAGUUUCCGUCCUUUGUACGCGAUGAACGUAUUGCGGCCGCCGGUUCUCCGUUAUAUUGGAAAACAACGUACUCUCUGCUCACGCGGCCUAAUGCUCGGCACGUCGAUACCGCCGAUUUUUUCUCACUAAACACUCAUUUUCAUUGAAAUUCAUCGGUUUUUUAAGUGAAGAAAAAAAUGUGCGUCCGUCAUCAUCAAUUAAUAUACCUUUGUGCUGGCCUAACGAUCAAAUGUGCAUAAUGUGGACGUUAUUAACCUCUUUUCUUACGGUUCUUUCGGUUUUGACGGUUACGUUUACCACUGGAUUUGCUGAAAGACGCAACUUUGAUGUCACCAGUCUGCAUACGGAAAUAAUCACCGUAAAAGCUGGAGAAAAUAAAUCACUGCCCUGUCCUGGGGUAAAUGAACACUCGUUAGUUAGCGCACUGGAAUGGUUCACUUUAACACAUCAAAUUAAGCUGGUCGAAUUUGCCUCCGACUCAACAACUGUUUGGGACCACGAGCACCGCAUAUCUCUGAUACUUGAAAAUUAUGCAUUGAAUUUUCAUCCAGCAGUGGCCGAAGAUAGUGGCGACUAUAUUUGCCUUGUAAACAGCAGACCAAAACCUGAUGGUAUUAUACGAUUUAUAGUCAAAGAUGUGCCCGACCCGCCAGGGAGGCCUCUAUUUAUGAGCUUCACGUCAAGAUCUGUGAAUUUGUCAUGGGCCCCAUCCCAACAUACCCAUUACAGCCCUAUAAUAAAUUACGUUAUUCACGUAAGGGUAGGGGAGGAAGGGGAAUGGGACGAAAUGGAUACGGUUUUAACCAAGAACAAUGAAACAAUAUAUCACAUCAAAAAUUUACACCCUUACACCGUAUACAGCUUUCGUGUUAUUGCUGUCAAUGAGCUUGGAGAAAGUCAACCAAUGCCGACGGGAAAACCGACAAUAACAACUGCCCACAAUACAUCGGCCUCAGCUAUCCACAUAAGCUGGAGGGCACCGCCUUCUGAUAUGAUUCACGGGGAAUUCUUGGGAUAUCGUAUUGCAUAUCGUCCGAGGGAUAUGGGAAACGAAGCAUUUCAAGAAGUCUACAUAAGAGACCCCAGCGUCGAGGUAAUACAUUUUUAA